AUCACGUCAAGCUUUUAGCCAAGCCUUCUCAGCUCUUACGCGCAGACACACCCUCACACACGUCGCUCGCCCCCACACCUCCCCUUCUGUCUCAGUCAGUGUGCAGCGGCAGCAGCGGAGGGUGGAGGACGUGCUGAACGCAGUCACGGAGGCUUCUGGCGCACAGCCGAGCCGUCAUGAGCCGCUCAGCGGAAGUGGACGCCGCUGCGGAGGAGGAGGGGGCUGAAUAGAAGAGAGAGAGAGACUGUGUUCUAAUUAAAUGUCUCACGCUCUCCGUGUGCAUCAUGCUGUAUUUCCAGCUGGUGAUCAUGGCCGGGACCGUCAUGUUGGCCUACUACUUCGAAUACACCGACACCUUCACCGUGCACGUGCAGGGCUUCUUCUGCUACGACACCACGUACACCAAACCGUACCUGGGGCCGGAGGACAGCAGCGCCAUCCCACCCGUGCUGCUGUACGCCGCGGUGGCCGGGCUGCCCACGCUGCUGAUCACAGUGACAGAGACUGUGCUGUUUCUGGUCCAGUACACGUCCAAGGAGUUUGACCGUUUAGAGAAGACAGUGGCCACCGGAGACUGCUGUUACCUCAACCCGCUGGUACGCAGGACAUUCCGCUUCCUCGGAGUCUAUACCUUUGGCCUCUUCACUGUUGACAUCUUUGUCAACGCAGGGCAGGUAGUGACAGGAAACCUGGCACCGUACUUCCUGACUGUCUGUAAGCCAAACUACACAGCACUGGGUUGCCAGCAGGCCCUGCGCUACAUCAGCCACCAGGAGGCCUGCACAGGAAACCAGGAUGACAUCCUACGUGCCCGCAAGACUUUCCCAUCCAAAGAGGCUGCGCUUAGCGUCUAUGCUGCACUCUACCUAGCUAUGUAUGUGACGUGUACCGUGCAGGCAAAAGGCACUCGUCUGGCUAAGCCAGUGUUGUCUCUCGGGCUAAUGUGUCUGGCCUUCCUCACUGGUUUGAACCGUGUGGCUGAAUACCGCAACCACUGGUCAGAUGUCAUCGCUGGCUUUAUCAUUGGCACUGCCAUUGCCACUUUCCUGGUGGUGUGUGUGGUCCAUAACUUCAAAGGGAAGUUACUACUGAGCGAGGAGUCACUAGUGGAGCAGCGGCCCAAUAUAGCCAUGUUAAACAUAGGCCAAGGGGAGAGUCCGCUGGAGAAGUACAUCACCUCGCAGAAUCACAUCGCCUUCGCUGAGGUCACAUGAUGUGGAAUCGGCUGUGCGGCAGACCCACUGGACGUCCACUCUCUUCACCGUCCAAUCCAAUUAUUAAGAGUGCAGCGCUAAACCCAUUCUUAGUGUGUGUCUGGUCUGUGGUAUGUUGUUCUUUGUUGUCUUUAUCAGGCCCCUGUUUUCACUCGCAAUUUCUUGUACUCAAAGAAAAAAGGUUCCUUCUGCUUCCAUCUAUGCACUUAUUCUGAAUCGUUGUUGGACUCUCGCCUCCCAAAUGAAGCCAAGCAGACUGAGAGACUAGAUGAUCAUGUGAAGGACUGGACUGGAUACAACAUCAGUGCUGCUCAAGUCAAGUACAUUAUUAUUUUAUAUGUGAAAAAGUAUUUUUCCAAUAAGAUGGUUAUAAGGAAAAACUCUCUCUUUCUAUAUUUUAUUACUUCCUUGUGUUGCAUCACAUUUCUAAAGCAAUGCUGUGAGUAUUAGAAUGUAACUACUGAGCCUGUAUUUAUCAAAUUAAUCACAGUGAAAUUUUCAACUUAAAUCAGUGAUAGAAAAUAAACAGACUAAAGAGGAAAGGUAUACUUUACCAAUUCUGAUUGCAUAAACAGAGUUUCUGAGUAUUUAAAUGGUAAAUGGCCUGUAUUU
Molecule: messenger RNA, 1826 nt
Organism: Pundamilia nyererei
Lineage: Eukaryota; Metazoa; Chordata; Actinopteri; Cichliformes; Cichlidae
Product: lipid phosphate phosphatase-related protein type 5
Exons: 6
Coding region: 285-1214 (309 amino acids)
Biological process (GO): signal transduction; phospholipid dephosphorylation; phospholipid metabolic process
Cellular component (GO): plasma membrane
Molecular function (GO): phosphatidate phosphatase activity
Source: RefSeq, a predicted model, not a curated record